This is a messenger RNA of Fundulus heteroclitus (mummichog), 2916 nucleotides long. It is a transcript of the gene dcaf11, whose product is annotated as ddb1 and cul4 associated factor 11. The record is from RefSeq and is a predicted model, not a curated record. Gene Ontology annotation, molecular function: protein binding. The transcript has 15 exons. Gene Ontology annotation, cellular component: Cul4-RING E3 ubiquitin ligase complex. Gene Ontology annotation, biological process: proteasome-mediated ubiquitin-dependent protein catabolic process. NCBI's taxonomy places the organism in Eukaryota, Metazoa, Chordata, Actinopteri, Cyprinodontiformes, Fundulidae. Bases 232 to 2001 code for a protein of 589 amino acids.
ACGCGCAGUUUUUUUUUUUUUUUCCCCCUUCACACUUUUGUAAACAACAUGGCGAUCAACCGAGUGGCCCUGCUGGUCCACUGAUCAAACACGGGGCUGCUGUCAGAACCAGCGUAGCGCGGGGGUCCGGGCUGGAAGUCCCGACCCAGAUAGCCGACGAGUCCUCGCGGAGAGCAGCAGGAGUUGGGCCGACGAGCUGUCAGCAGGACUGUCCAUCGGCCGUCUCAGUCUAUGGGCUCUCAGUCCAGUUCUGGGAUGUCUUGUGGAAGGGGCUCUUCCAGCGGCAGCCCGGCAGAUCAGUCUGAAGCAGGAGAACCGAACCAGAACCAGAACCAGAACCAGAGCAGCAGCAGCGGGAGCAGCAGCAGCAGCAGCAGCCAGGGCAGGAGGACGGCUGACAGGCAGCAGGGAGACACGCAGUCAGCUUUCGAGGAGGACGUUGACUUAGCUGAAGUUCUGGCUUACCUACUGAGAAGGGGCCAGGUCAGAGUGGUCCACGGCCAUGAAGAUAGUGGGCUGCAGCUGGUCCAGUCCUACUCUGACUCUGAUGAGGAGGGUGACGGCGCCUGGGAGGGGCGGCUGGGCAACCGCUACACCCCGCCAGUGGACACCCAGCCCGACACACAAGAAGUGGACCGCAGUGAGAUCCGAACGCAGGUCCUCCUGGCCACUGCCUCGUCCUCCUUGAAAGGCCGACACAGCUUCACCCACAUGCUCACCGAGAGAGAGCAAGGCAGGUGCAGAGGCUCCAGCUUUUCCCACGGAGAGUGCAGUCGUAUCCGCACGCAUUUCCUGCCAAACUACGUGUCCCACAGUUAUACAUACCUGCAGAAAGCCUUCUGUGGCGUCUACAGCGACGAGGGCAACAUGUUCCUCUCCGCCUGCCAAGACCAGAACAUCCGGCUGUACGACACCACCAGGGGGCGUUUCCACCUGCUGCAGAAGGUGAAGGCCCGCGACGUGGGCUGGAGCGUGCUGGACGUCUGCUUCACCCCCGACGCCCGCCAUGUGCUCUACUCCAGCUGGUCUGACUACAUUCAUUUGUACAGUAUAGACGGAGACUCUGACAACCACAACGCCCUGAACCUCAAUCCAGAUGAGCGGAGGUUCUGCGUGUUCUCGCUGGCGGCGUCAACAGAUGGCAAAGAGGUUCUGGGCGGAGCAAACGACGGCUGCCUUUACGUUUUCGAUCUUGAGCAGCAGAAACGAACGUUGAAGAUCGAAGCCCACGAGGACGACGUGAACGCGGUGGCGUUCGCCGACAGCUCGUCCCAGCUGCUCUUCUCUGGCAGCGACGACGCUCUGUGCAAGGUGUGGGACAGACGGACGCUGCGAGAGGACAAGCCGCAGCCCGUCGGACAGCUGGCCGGCCACAGAGACGGCAUCACCUUCAUCCACAGCAAGGGCGACGCCCGCUAUCUCAUCAGCAACUCUAAGGACCAGACCAUCAAGCUGUGGGACAUCAGGAAAUUCUCAUCCAACGAGGGCUUGGCCGCCUCCCGCGUGGUGGUCAGCCAGCAGAACUGGGACUACCGCUGGCAGCAGGUUCCCCAGAGAGCCCUGAAGAGGCACAAACUGACGGGCGACACCUCGGUGAUGACCUACCGCGGCCACGGCGUGCUGCACACGCUCAUCCGCUGCCGGUUCUCUCCGGAGUUCAGCACCGGGCAGAGGUUCAUCUACUCCGGCUGCUCCACGGGCAAAAUCGUCAUCUACGACGUGCUGAGCGGGAAGGUGGUGUCCAGACUGUCGGGUCAUGACGCGUGUGUGAGGGACGUCAGCUGGCACCCGUACGACGACAAGAUCAUCAGCAGCUCUUGGGACGGAGGGGUGCGGCUGUGGGAGCACAGACAAACCCAUCCUCUGGACGAAGAACGGGAGAGGAAGGAGAUUGACACGUGGAAGAAGACGAGAGAUGAAGGCAGAGACUGCCCCUGGAACAGGGACUGCAAGGAGCUCGGCAGCUCAGACGGGCCGGGACAAUCUUCAGGACCCUUUUAAGUCGAUGCUGGAUAUUAACGAUCACUCGUGUAAAAUGGCUGGGAAGUAUUGUCUUGGAAUGACUAAAUGACCCCCCACCCCCACCUGUUUCUCUUUGGAUCUUUGUUCCCUCUGUCUCGUGCUGAAUGAACAGGCCGGCGCGUUCGGACUCGGCCUGAACUCCAGAUGUGCUGCAGAAACGCUGCCGUUUAGAGAAGCAUUAAGAUGUAAUGAUAAGUUAGGUCCAACAGAGGUAGACGUGUUGGAUGUCGAAGGGAGAAAAAAACGAUGAUGAUGAUCACGAUGAUGAUUCUGUAUACAUGUAUAGUAUUUUAAUGAAACGUGCAUCGGAGGGAGCUCGGAUAGAUACCCGUGUGCUGACGUUUGCAUCGGUUUUCAAUUUGCUGUCACGAGUAACGCAGGUUAUGCCCUCAUGUUUAUUCUCUAGACGCCCAAAGCCCUGCUAGUAGACUUUUCUCUUCACCGCUCUGCAACGUGACCAGCUAGUCCCAGACGGCUUCUUAGGUGUCGCCCACAGCUGGAAAGCGGAUCAGUAAAUGCUUCAUCAGGAUUUCUUUUUCAAGAGUGAUUUAUUUUUUUUCGUUAGGCGGUAUAAACCUGUGAAAUGUCUCGAAGAUUUGAUGGUGUGUGAUCUUGUGGUAAAAACCUGAACAGGGGAUGUUAAAUAUCUUUACGCUCUGAUCUGUGUGUGCGACCUUCGGGUGGUUAUAAAACUCAUUCAGUUCUCACUUUCAAGCAGUUCUCUUACAGUGACAAUAAAAGGAGAUUUUUCUUUAAUUGUAUCACAAAAGCCGCCUGGUUUCCUGGUAAACGGGUUUCUCCACGGUUCUGCGCAGGAGCGAGGAGCUUAAAGCUGUAAAGGUGAUGUCCCGCAUAAUUAGUUUUCUCCACAAAAACAAAACAAAACAAAAAAAA